GCCGGGAGUCGGAGCAGGUGGACAAUCCUGACACCCCUAGUGGUAUGUUACGUCAGUCAUGUUGGUGACCUGCCCCUCUACCCGUGACCCCUCACCCCACUCCCCCCAGGAGGGAGGGGGGGAUGUGGACCUGACCUCUCUACACUGGCUACACAACCUGGACCUGACCACAGUGACAGCUCUACCCACACCUCCGUCCUCGCCUCAACCGUCGUCCGCCAAACCCAAGAAACCUCCCACACUGAGGCUACAGCUGAACGCUGUGACCGCAGAGGACUACAGGACCUGUGGAGAUCACAAGCCUCCAUUCUCAUACGCCACCCUCAUCUGUAUGGCUAUGAGAGCCAACAACAACAAGAUGACUCUGUCUGCCAUCUACAGCUGGAUACGAGACAACUUCAUGUACUACAGGAACGCCGACCCCACCUGGCAGAACUCAAUAAGGCACAACCUGUCACUAAACAAGUGUUUCGUCAAGAUACCAAGGUCGAAGGAUGAGCCGGGGAAAGGUGGAUUCUGGAAACUUGAUAUAGAGAGGCUUGAAGAGGGACAGAGGAAUAAACGGCGACUUGGGAGUUCCGGACUGACAAACCGUCGACGUAAUCGGUCCCGUCGCAAGCCUGCUCUGCCUGCUGCUCCCCCCUCCCCUCUAGUGCCAGACGCCUCUCCUCCCUCACAGGACACCCCUCUCCCCUCACUAUUGGUCGGGGAGUCCGCUAUAGAGGAGGAACUGGCCAACCUUCUACUGGGCAAUGUGGGAUGGGACGACUCUCAGCUAGAAUUACUCCACUCUCUGCUCGACUCUUUGUAAACACGGGGCGAGACAGUCUAUCCUGCAGUUACUGAUGUU
Macrosteles quadrilineatus (aster leafhopper) is the source of this 850-nucleotide messenger RNA. RefSeq names its product forkhead box protein J1-like. NCBI's taxonomy places the organism in Eukaryota, Metazoa, Arthropoda, Insecta, Hemiptera, Cicadellidae. The transcript has 5 exons. Gene Ontology annotation, molecular function: DNA-binding transcription factor activity; sequence-specific DNA binding. The record is from RefSeq and is a predicted model, not a curated record. Gene Ontology annotation, biological process: regulation of DNA-templated transcription. Bases 59 to 811 code for a protein of 250 amino acids.